GGCCAAUUACCAGGCAGGAAGUGGGCUGGUGCUUACAGAGUGAGAGAGAGAGAGUGUGUGUGUAUGAGUGAGUGUGUAGCCAUUGACUACACAGGAAGGCUGGCAAGUGUAUCUCACAGCUCUGCGGGAUCUGAGACUGAAGGAUCUUAGACUUUUAGUCUGUGUGUGUGUGUGAGAGAGAGAGAGAGAGGAAAUUUAGAGCAAGCACACAUCACACUGUCUGCGGUGGAGGGAAAAGAAAGGAAAGGGUGUGGGUUUUGUGCAAAGGGCUCUUUAUCACUCUCUCAAUCAGUCCUUUGUGAAUUCCAGGCAAGAUGAUAGCUGCGCAGCUCCUGGCCUAUUACUUCACGGAAUUAAAGGAUGAUCAAGUGAAAAAGAUUGACAAGUAUCUUUACGGAGCCCGUCUGUCAGAUGAGACGCUGUGUGAAAUCAUGGGCCGUUUCCGAACGGAGAUGGAGAAGGGUUUGGGUCGAGACACCCACCCCACAGCCACCCUGAAAAUGUUACCAACCUUCGUCAGGUCCACCCCAGAUGGAACAGAGAAGGGAGAUUUCCUCGCCCUGGACCUGGGUGGCUCGAAUUUCCGUAUCCCGGUGAAGGUGUCUCACGAGCGUCAGCAGCGGGUGGAGAUGGAGAGCAAAAUCUACAGCACGCCCAAGGACAUCGUCCAUGGCAGCGGCGCCCAGCUGUUUGACCAUGUGGCCGAAUGCCUGGGAGAGUUUCUGGAGAAACAAGAGAUUAAGGACAAGAAACUGCCUCUGGGCUUUACCUUCUCCUUUCCCUGCAGACAGACCAAGCUGGACGAGAGUAUCCUGAUCACGUGGACGAAGGGUUUCAAGGCGAGCGGAGUGGAGGGCUCUGAUGUGGUAAAGCUGCUUCGAAAGGCGAUCGACAAGCGAGGGGAGUAUGAUGUGGAUAUUAUGGCCGUGGUGAAUGACACAGUGGGCACUAUGAUGACCUGUGGCUUUGACGACCAGCGCUGUGAAGUGGGGCUGAUCAUUGGUACUGGUACUAACUGCUGUUACAUGGAGGAGCUGCGGCACAUUGACCUGGUGGAGGGGGACGAGGGCCGCAUGUGCAUCAACAUCGAGUGGGGGGGGUUCGGGGACGACGGCUCCCUGGAGCACAUCAGGACUGAGUUUGACCGGGAGAUUGAUCGCGGGUCUCUCAACCCCGGCAAACAGAUGUUUGAGAAGCUGAUCAGUGGGAUGUAUAUGGGAGAGCUGGUGAGGCUUAUCCUAGUCAAGAUGGCGAAGGAAGGGCUGCUGUUUGAGGGUAGAAUCACGCCCGAGCUUCUGACUAAAGGCAAACUACAAACCAAGGAUGUGUCCGCCAUGGAGAAGACCAAGGAGGGUUUGCUGAGGGCGAAGGAGGUGCUGAGCCGCUUGGGGCUGGAGCCCUCAGACGAGGACUGUAUUGGGGUGAGGCACGUGUGCACCAUCAUCUCCUUCCGCUCCGCCAACCUGUGUGCCGCCGCGCUCGGCGCCAUCCUCUCCCGCCUCAAGGAUAACAAGGGCGUCCCCCGGCUCCGCACCACCGUGGGCGUGGACGGCUCGCUCUACAAGAUGCACCCGCAGUUUGCCCGGCGUCUCCAGAAGACGGUCAGGCGGCUGUUGCCGGACUGCGAGGUGCGAUUCCUGUUGUCGGAGAGCGGCAGUGGGAAGGGGGCGGCCAUGGUGACUGCAGUGGCCACCCGGCUGGUGUCCCAGCGCCAGGAGAUGGACCAGACACUAGCCUCCUUCACCCUGACCAGGGAGCAGCUGUUUGAGGUGAAGCGGAGGAUGCGGGUGGAGAUGGAGAACGGGCUGAAGAAGAAAACGCACGAGGCGGCCACCGUUAAAAUGCUGCCCUCCUUCGUCCGCAGCAUACCUGAUGGCUCAGAGAAUGGAGACUUUGUGGCCCUGGACCUGGGAGGCACUAACUUCCGGGUGCUGCUGGUCAAGAUCCGCAGCGGCAAGCGGCGCACCGUGGAGAUGCACAACAAGAUCUACGCCAUCCCCUUAGAGAUCAUGCAGGGCACCGGAGAAGAGCUCUUCGAUCACAUUGUCACAUGCAUCUCCGACUUCCUGGAUUACAUGGGCAUGAAAGGAGCUCGUCUUCCUCUUGGCUUCACCUUCUCCUUCCCCUGUGAGCAGAAGAGCUUAGACGAGGGGAUUUUGCUGAAAUGGACCAAGGGAUUCAAGGCCACGGACUGUGAGGGGGAAGAUGUGGUGUCCAUGCUGAGAGACGCCAUCAAACGCCGGGACGAAUUUGAGCUGGACAUUGUGGCUGUUGUGAACGACACGGUUGGGACGAUGAUGACCUGCGCUUACGAGGAUCCGCAGUGUGAGGUCGGCAUGAUCGUAGGGACGGGCAGUAACACCUGCUACAUGGAGGAGAUGGGGAACGUGGAGAUGGUGGGCGAGGAGGAGGGCAGGAUGUGUGUAAACAUGGAAUGGGGGGCCUUCGGGGACAAUGGCUGCCUGGACGAUAUCCGGACAGAGUACGACCGAGCUGUGGAUGAUCUGUCUUUGAACCAAGGCAAACAGAGAUAUGAGAAAAUGAUCAGUGGCAUGUACCUGGGCGAAAUAGUGCGUAACGUAGUGAUUGAUUUCACCCGGCGAGGCUUCCUGUUCCGAGGUCAGAUCUCCGAGAGACUAAAGACCAGAAGCAUCUUCGAGACCAAGUUCCUGUCACAGAUAGAAAGUGACCGACUGGCUCUGCUCCAGGUGAGAGCCAUCCUGCAGCAGCUGGGCUUGGACAGCACGUGUGAUGACAGUAUUAUUGUGAAGGAGGUGUGUGGGGCUGUGUCCUGCCGAGCGGCACAGCUGUGCGGGGCAGGAAUGGCUGCCGUCGUGGACAAAAUCCGGGAGAACAGGCGCCUGGAUCACCUGGAGGUCACGGUGGGCGUGGACGGGACUCUCUACAAACUGCACCCACAUUUCUCAAAGAUCAUGCACAAAACAGUGAAGGAGCUGGCUCCCAAGUGCAACGUGACCUUCCUGCUGUCUGAGGACGGCAGUGGAAAAGGUGCUGCGCUGAUCACUGCGGUGGCCUGCAGACUGCGGGAGUGUGGCCAGUGAGACGACCAGCCAGAUCUCGGAGAGCACAGGGCUCUGUGUGUGUGUGUCGGUGUGGAGGGCGAGACGAGAGACCAGUCACCUCUCUUUGGCAGUUAUAACUCAACCUCUGUAACCCAGGCCUGGAACCAACCAGUCAGAAACCACAUGAAAAUAACAUGUAAAGAUGGCAAACUGCGGUAUUGCAUCACCACCUCCAAUCCUCGCUUGGCUGGUUUGGAAGCUCUUAAGCAUGGCGAUGGGUUUCCGCAUCCAUCAGACCAGCCGGCUGACCACAACAAAAUGCCACUGUGUGCUGAGUUACUGGUCUUAGUGCCCACUCGGAGGGGAGAAUAAAAAUACCGCCCCCUCUCCUAUUUUAUUUUUAAAAAAAUCAGGUUCAGGUUCUUGGAGUUACAGCUGUCUGUGUUAUCAUUGUCCUAUACCCCCAAAGCCCUCCUCCGCACUAAACUGUCCCAAACCACCCAAAGACACACAAGCUUUCUGUGAAAGACAAAAGGAACCACUGGAUAAAACUGAUUUCUAUAUUGGCUGUUUCGAGUACCUGAUUUUACCCGUUGUUGGUUAUAAAUUUUGUGAUGUGUUGUAGUGUGACACAGAGAAAGAUGUAUAUAUGUGACUCACGCACUCCCCCAGAGCCAUCCCAGUGCUUGUUGCCAUUCGGUGUCUGUUUCCGUCACUACUUUGGCUGUUUUGUGUGCUGUUUGUUCACCUUGCUGCAGAGGUUAAAGACUUACAUGUGGAAUGCAUGCCUUAUCGAUGUUAGUCAAGGCAGCAGCUUUUAAUUUUAUACACUCGCUAAGGGACGCUGUGUAUUUUAAAGCAACAUUUGUGGAUUCAUUAAACUGUAUUUUGAUGUG
Messenger RNA from Callorhinchus milii (elephant shark), 3919 nucleotides. RefSeq names its product hexokinase-1. Gene Ontology annotation, molecular function: D-glucose binding; glucokinase activity; ATP binding. The record is from RefSeq and is a predicted model, not a curated record. Lineage: Eukaryota; Metazoa; Chordata; Chondrichthyes; Chimaeriformes; Callorhinchidae. Gene Ontology annotation, cellular component: cytosol; mitochondrion. Gene Ontology annotation, biological process: intracellular glucose homeostasis; glycolytic process; glucose 6-phosphate metabolic process.